UGCAGAACUCUGCGGAGUGUGCCAUUGGUGUUGAGAGUGUCCUGGACGUGGGGUCUAGAGAACUCUGUAAAUGGAAACCGUCUGAGGAGCGAGACCUGAGUGUGGAGGGCUCUGGGAGUGCACGCGGAGCUCUGGGCUGUGCUAUGUGCCCGCGGGGUGAGGCGUGUCAGCGCGGGCAGGCAGGGGGCCAGUGCGCGCGCCAGCCUGGCCGCCCCUGCGCGUGCCCGGGCGCCGCCCUGUCUGUCAGCGGCCGAGGGAACGCGCGGGGCCGCCCCUCUGCGGCGGGCGGGCGCAGAGAGCGAGCGGGGACCGAGCGGGGACCGGCGGGCGGUGGCACGGCGGACAUGUGCAGGAUGUCCUUCAAGAAGGAAACUCCGCUUGCCAAUGCUGCAUUCUGGGCAGCAAAGAGGGGAAACCUGGCCCUGCUGAAACUGCUAUUAAACAGUGGCCGUGUGGACGUGGACUGCAGAGACAGUCACGGCACCACACUUCUCAUGGUUGCCUCCUAUGCUGGCCACAUAGACUGUGUGAGGGAGCUUGUUCUGCAGGGAGCAGACAUCAACCUCCAGAGAGAGUCAGGUACAACUGCCCUGUUCUUCGCUGCCCAGCAAGGCCACAAUGAUGUUGUGAGAUUUCUCUUUGGAUUUGGAGCAUCCACUGAAUGUCGGACCAAAGAUGGGGGCACUGCCCUGUUGGCUGCUAGUCAGUAUGGGCACAUGCCAGUGGUGGAGACCUUGCUGAAACAUGGAGCCAACAUCCAUGACCAACUUUAUGAUGGAGCCACGGCCCUCUUUCUGGCUGCCCAAGGUGGCUACUUGGAUGUCAUCCGACUACUGCUGUCUUCAGGAGCAAAAGUCAACCAGCCAAGGCAGGAUGGAACCGCGCCACUGUGGAUCGCCUCCCAGAUGGGCCACAGCGAGGUGGUGCGCGUGAUGCUGCUGCGGGGAGCUGACCGUGACGCUGCUCGCAACGAUGGUACGACAGCAUUGCUGAAAGCAGCCAACAAAGGGUAUAACGAUGUCAUAGAGGAGCUGCUCAAAUUCUCACCUACUCUUGGUAUUUUGAAGAAUGGGACUUCGGCUCUCCAUGCAGCAGUGCUCAGUGGGAAUGUUAAAACGGUUGCCCUGCUCCUGGAAGCAGGGGCAGAUCCAGCGUUGAGAAACAAGAACUAGAAGAUGUCCGAAGCUUCCCCAACAGGAUAUUUAAGGAAAUGGAGAUGCCAAUCACCCUGACUCAUUCAUUACAGUUUAUAUCUCUGACUCAAUUAUCAAACUGUACCCCAUAAUAUGAACAAGUGAGAAUAAUAAAUGAGGAGCCAUCAAGAUGGCUCAGUGAGUAAAGGAGCUUGCCACUGAGUCUGAUGACCUGAGUUCAAGAUCUGGACCCUGUGUUGUAGAAGAGAACUGACUCCUACACGUAAAUUAGAAAAUGUGUUACAAAAAUAAUAAAUAAAUUGGAAUGUGGGCAGACAAAAAUCCCAUCUUGAGUCCUCCCUAUUGUACAAACCACCUAAUAGAAUAAACUAAAUAUUUUUAAGUCCAAUGCCUGUAUUCACUACACAGCUAUUAGAUGUAAUGUGCUGGACAUUGUGCUGAAAAUGGAGAUACAGUGAUUUAUAAGACAAAGGUCCUGCCUCCCAGGAGCCUCCAGUACAGUAAAGAUUUGGCUAGAUAUAAAGCUAGUGUCUAGCUGAGAGAACAGCGGGUACUACUUCUCAUUAGAAGGAGACCCCUGUUGCCUACUAGAGAUCAGUAAGUCCAGUGGAGGCUUCUUGUCACUGAAGGACAAAGCCUGGGGUCCCCUGCCGCCUUUGAGUCUCUAAAAUUACACCAGUGGGGGACUGCACUAAUGGCCAUAUCAUCUCCUUUCAGGCCAAUGAGCUCCCAGCAGAACUAACCAAAAAUGAACGCAUACUGCACCUCCUGAGACAAAAAGAAGGACCUGGGAAGAAUGAACUUGGAUCCAUCUUAGAUAGAUAGGAAUUUAGGCCACAGUGUCCAGAAAGAAAUGGUUCUUAACAAUGUUGGAAAUGAAGAAAGAAUGUCUGCCCUGUGGGUUUGCACACUGUGCACUGACCCAGGACGGCUCAGGGUCCACUUCCCUUUAUUUACAGUGGGCUUCUCACACUGCCCUAUAACUUAGCCCUCGGGGACAUGGAUAGUCACAGAUUCCACAGAAACCUAUCUACAACUAUGAUAACUAAGUUCAGCUCCAUGUUGGACAUGAUUUCAGUGCUAAAAAAGGAAACAAAAGCUUCAUUCUUUAAGAGUCAGAGGCCACCCUUCAAUGAAGCAGUACAUGUUUACUUUUGUGUUUAAUGUAGCUAUGCUAAAAUACAAUAUGUUUAAUGUAGCUAUGCUAAAAUACAAUGUGUUUAAUGUAGCCAUGCUAAAAUACAAUGUGUUUAAUGUAGCUGUGCUAAAACACAAUGCCUCCAUAAUAGUUUCAUUUGUCCAUUCAUUGUAAAGUAUUUUUAUCACCCAAAGAUCAGAGUCAUGGUUCUUGUGAACCAGUGUAUACAUAAGCAAUGGUUAUUUAAGAUCCACUUUUGACAUUCCACUAUGUGCUACUCAAAGAUGGGCCAUAAACACAUAGAAAAGAAAAACUGUUUGUUGGUAAAAAAAAAAAAAAAAAAAAAAAACCUCAACUUUUUCCUGACUUGUAAAGUCACUGUCUCCUAGUCCACAUUGUCAAUGUAUGAGGAUAGCAAUAGGGAAUUGAAAACCCCAACAUCUGCAAAACACAGGUCUCUUUGAGCUUUGACUCUGGUUGUAUGGUCUGGAGUCCAAUUUCCAAGGCACAAGCAAGGACACAAUAUGCUGGGGAAUCUGGCACUUCCCACAGCACUGUCUCUGACGGUGAGCUCACUGGAUGAAACACGAUAUACAUGAGUACUGUUGCUGUUACUACUGGGGACUCUCCAUAGUAAAGGCAGUUGUUAGUAUUUACCAGGUGCUCAUUGAUACAUACUCAUGGGUGAAUUGAUUCCAGCAAAGAACCACAAGUUCACCAAACUGUUUGAGGAGGGUCUAAAGUUGAUGCUCAAUGCACUUCCAAUGGUGUCUAAUUGCCUCUGUUGGUGCCUAACUGCAUAUACAGAAAUCAAUCUUCCUUCUAUAAUACACCGCAUGAAACACUAAUAGUACUUUCAUGUUUAAACACAUAUCCACUACUCUAGCUCAUACUAUGCUCCAGGUCCCAACCAGUAGUCUCUGUGUAAAGUCCUGUUAAGAUGGAAGGGAAAAUAAUCCUAAAGAAGGUUUUGCUUAACCAAAUGCAGUGUUAUGAGAAGCACUACCUUUAAGUCUAUAAAUGCCAGAAUGGAAUUCUUGAAAUCAGAAGAUGCUCUCUUAAAAUUGUUUAUGAUAAAUGCAAUCAGAAUGACAAGAUUUACAGCACACACCCUCAAAGAAGGAUAAAGUCUGUCUGACUGAUAAGCUCUGCAGAAAUCCCCACUCUAGUUUCAAGAUAAAAGAUUAGAAAGUUGUUCGUUGCCACAACACCUGACACAAAUAUUUUGGUAGCUCAAGAUCAGUGCCAACUUCCCCAUUGGCAGCCUUUUACUUGGCAAAGUUAUGCAAAUACACAUUAUCUUCAUGGGAAUUUUGAAAUGCUGUAUUUGCCUUGAAGAAGAAAUUAAUGUGGACUUAAAUGCUUUGCAAUUUCCCCUUUAUUUAACCCUAUACCAGAACCAGUUGUUCAUCAUAGGUCCAAAAGAAAACAGUAUUGCAAAUACCACCACCAACAACAACAAAUCCAAAAGACAGGAUCAGAAACUUCAUGUUUUUCACUAAAACCUCUUGACAUUGGCCUGUCACGUCAUAUGAACCAUUGUAGGGCCAUGAAAUUAAUUCAGUAUCUUUAGCAAUACUUAAUAAAGACCUUUGUGCUGUAUGAAACAGAUAUUUGGGUUAGCAUUUCAUCUAGAUGCAAUUAUGAUGUUAUCCGUGGCAGGGAAGUUGGGUAAGAACCUACCAAAAACUGAACAAGAUGUCUGUUAUUUCAGAAACUGUAUUUCCAUUUGCACACAUAUAAAGGACUCUUUAUAUUAGACUCAUAGACAAUCCAGUAAGUCUUAAUCCAAAGACUUAACAAAAGCAGUUCUUCUGCAAAUAAUCCAUUUAGCUGAACUACAAAAGUUUGCUACUACAUCCAUCUGUUUGACAACACAUUCCAUGUUAUACUUAAAAUAAAGUUAAUAAAUUGGGAAA
Mus musculus (house mouse) is the source of this 4211-nucleotide messenger RNA. RefSeq names its product ankyrin repeat domain 29 (gene Ankrd29). The transcript has 10 exons. The record is from RefSeq and is a predicted model, not a curated record. Bases 144 to 1172 code for a protein of 342 amino acids. Lineage: Eukaryota; Metazoa; Chordata; Mammalia; Rodentia; Muridae.